Colletotrichum graminicola M1.001 is the source of this 4485-nucleotide messenger RNA. Its product is annotated as cell agglutination protein mam3. Lineage: Eukaryota; Fungi; Ascomycota; Sordariomycetes; Glomerellales; Glomerellaceae. The record is from RefSeq and is a predicted model, not a curated record. The transcript is spliced from 8 exons. The coding region runs from base 1 to 4485 and encodes 1494 amino acids.
AUGAGGACGUCAGCAGCAGCAGCAGCAGCAGCACAGCUAUUAGUAGCAGUUCCACGGCAAGCAGCGAGACCGACUACCUCCUUUGAUCCGAGCACGACAUCUGUUGAGACUUCAGGGAUCACGUCAGCCCCGUACAUUACAUCAGAGGUUUUCGACAUCUUGGUGACUGCUCCUACCACUGUCUCUACAAUAUUGCCCACAGGAAGCUCGCCUGGCGUGUAUGUUGUAGCAAAUCCUGCUUCAUAUGUGACCUUGCGGAUACCAUACACCGGCUCCGGCUCUUUAACUGGGCUUUCGACUUUGUCCACAGUUCAACCCUCCGGAAGCACGCCAGGCACAUUCAUCGUGGCCAGCCCGGCCCUCUUCGUCACAUCACAGAUCAUAUACUCUGGUCCCUCUUCGAUCUCAGAGCCCAUCCCUGUGAGUACCGUUCAGCCAAGCGAUUCCGUGCCUGGUACUGUCAUCCUGGCCGUUCCUGCGUCAUUCUAUGCCACUUCUACGUCGAUUUACACCGGCUCCGACUCGUUCGAUGUCCCUACGGCAAUUUCUACGGUGGCCCCGGUUGGUGGAGCUCCCGGCACUAUCAUUGUCGCCGCCCGCUAUGCGGUGGCAAGAGUCCCUUACACAGGCAAUUCGAUCAUCACUGCUCCAAUUGUUGUGGCCACCAUUCCUCCCAGCGGCACCGCUCUGGGAACAGUCAUUUACGCUGACCCUCCAACGACAACGGGUUCAACCGCUUCUACAACAGACGCAUCCAGUGACACGGCGUCAGCAAGUAGCGAGACAAGCAGCGAGGCAGCUAGCGACGUGAAUUCCACGUCGAGCUCAUCAACCACAGAAUCGACAUCCUCUACGUCGGUUUCAUCGGAUGUGGAAACGGCAUCCAGCACACCGAUCAUCGCCGCUUCUGUAUCUUCAUCGGUGUCAUCAGAAGUCUUCUCAUCCACCACUUCCACUGCUGAGAUCGACACAUUGCUGCCGACAUCGACUAGCUCUUCAAUAAUUGAGACUUCCAGUACCUCCAGCGAUUCGAGCAUCGAGCCUACUUCUGCUUCCUCAAGCAGUUCCGCUGUUUCCUCCGAGUUAUCGGCCUCCUCUUUUACAUCUGAUACAAGCACACUGCUCCUUACCUCUAGCAGCAUACUCUACACCGGUAUGAUCAUUGGGACGCCGCUCUUCGCCUCUUUUGUGACUACUACAGUACUCUACGCCGGUAGUGAGACUCUCACCGGACCUACGCCUCUCUCAACAGUACCCCCCUCCGGUACUCAACCAGGCACAGUGAUCAUUGGGACGCCGCUUUUUGCCUCUUUUGUUUCUACGACAAUAGCGUACACCGGAACCGAGACCUUGAGCAACGCCAUCCCGGUGUCUACGAUUCAACCAAGCGGAACACAGCCAGGGAUCGUGGUCUUUGCCACCCAAGCCCCUCAGAGCCCCGCCUCGUUUGUGACGACCACGAUCCCAUUCACCGGCAGCGGGUCUUUGACGGGCCCUUCGGCCUUGACGACCAUCGCCCCUAGUGGAACACAGCCAGGCACUUCGACAUUGACGACCAUUCUGCCAACUGGUGGAGAACCGGGCACUGUCGUCAUUGCCACGCCGCUAUCUUCAAGUCCCGAUGCUUCCUUCAUCACCACUACUAUCGCCUAUACUGGCAGUGAUACCAUCACUGAGCCAACUUUCAUCACAAGUUUCCCACCCAGCGGUACAGCACCAGGAACGAUUGUAUUCGCAACUCAGGCCUCUGUGGCAGCUGCUUCAUUCGUCACGUCAACUAUCCUAUACACGGGAAGUGGAACAAUCACCGGUCCCAUCCCAGUAACCACAAUUGAACCUGUGGGGAGUGCCCCUGGUACUGUUGUGAUCGCCACGCCGGCCUUGUUGGCAAACCUGAACUUCAUCACUUCGACCGUUUUGUACACUGGAAGCGACGCCAUAUCUGAGGCAACGAUCAUCAGUACCAUACCUCCGGUUGGCACUACGCCCGGUACGAUAUUGGUGGCCACUCCCGCAUCAGUCGAAGCGGGUUCUUUUAUCUCAACAACAAUUCCUUACACUGGCAUCGAAACGCUCACGGGUCCCACCAUUCUGACAACAAUUGCACCCAGCGGUUUGGAUCCAGCCAUUGUCGUGAUUGCUACUCCGGUAUCUGAUGCCGCCACCUCGUAUGUCACAACCACGGUACUGUACUCGGGUAGCGACUCUUUGACGGGUCCGACUGCUCUCACGACCGUGCUGGCGUCUGGUUCCAUCCCGGGAACCGUGGUGUUAGCGACCCCUGCUUCGGUUGUGGCCGCAUCCUACGUCUCAACCACCGUGCCAUACUCUGGAACUGACGCAAUAACCGGCGUGAUCCCCCUAUCAACCAUCGCCCCGGUUGGGUCGAUACCCGGAACGGUGAUCUUUGCGACCCCAGCAUCCAUCUCAAGCUUUUCUUCCUCUUACGUUACAACGACUAUCCCAUACUCGGGCAGCGAUCCCAUCACCGAAGCCACUACUCUGACUACGGUAGCCCCCAGCGGAUCCAUUCCAGGGACCGUCGUGAUUGCUACACCGGUAUCCGUCAGCAGUUCCAAUAUGCCCGCAUCAUAUGUGACGACGACUAUUUUUGGGGUCGUUCCCGGCACAAUCAUCUUCGCCGUUCUUGCGUCCAGCUCGGAUGAGCCUCUUACGUCGUAUGUGACAACGACUAUACCGUACACCGGAAGCAACCCGAUUGCUGGCCCAACUACCCUAUCGACGAUAUUGGCAAGUGGCAGCAUCCCAGGCACAGUCAUAAUAGCUACCCCUGUCCCAAGCACAUCUACCUCGGAUGCUGAGCCCUCAUUUGUCACCACGACGGUCGCCUACCAAGGGAUUGCGCCUAUUACUGGGCCGGUGGCUAUUUCAACUAUUGCCCCUGUGGGCACCACUCCUGGAACUGUUGUCAUCGCAACCCCUUCUUCUCAAUCAUCAACUACAACACCCGAGACUUCAACUUUCACUUCGGAGGCUCCUACGUCAAGCUCGGACAGUUCCUCGAGCUCCACAACAUCGACCAGUGAUUCGUCAGCCCUGGAAUCCAGCAGUUCAACAACAGAAGUCUCCACAUCAAGCUCGGAUUUCUCAUCAUCCUAUGUCACUACAACAUUGCUGUACACUCAGAGCUUCAUCACAGGCCCAACUCCCCUCACGACAAUCCCUCCAAGCGGUACUGUCCCUGGCACGGUCUUCAUCGGAACGCCUCCGUCGGUUCUCCCGGCAUAUGUUACUUCGACAGUGUUGUUCACUGGCAGCGAAGUGAUCACAGAACCGACUAUAUUGACCACCAUCCUGCCCAGCGGCUCGGUCACUGGAACCAUCAUUAUUGCCACACCCGCCUCCGUUGCUACAUCCUACGUCUUCACCACAGUAUUCGGCACAGCUCCUGGCACUGUGGUUGUCGCUACCGCUGCCUCGAUUGUCACCUCCUUUGUUACUACUACUGUCCUAUACAGCGGAACAGAUCAAAUUACGGGACCGACUACUCUGACUACGGUCCCUGCCAGUGGCAUAGUCCCAGGUACUGUGGUAGUUGCCACCCCUGCUUCGGCAGCGACCUCCUAUGUGACCUCGAUAGUGCUAUACACCGGAACCGAGCCUUUGUCUGAGCCAACUACGCUCUCUAAUAUUGCUCCGAGUGGCACCGCCCCUGGAACGAUAGUCAUCGGGACUGCAGCACCCCGUUUCGUGACUUCGGAGGUUUUGUACAGUGGCACGGCUGUCUUGACCGGCCCCAGCACCAUCGCUACAGUACCUCCGAGCGGCACCGCCCCUGGAACCCUGAUCGUUGCCACUCCGGCCGCCGUCUAUGUGACUUCGGAUGUGUUCUACACCGGUGCAGACGGAGCCGUCUCAACGCCUACAGUGGUUUCUACAAUCCCACCCAGCGGCACUGCGCCCGGCACUUUUGUCGUUGUUAACCCCGCCGUGUUCGUCACUUCUAACAUAUUAUACGCUGGAACGGAUACCGCCCUCACUGCUCCAACCGUCAUCUCUACGAUUCUUCCCAGCGGCACUGUUCCAGGGACGUUCAUCGUAGCCAGUCCCGCAGUCUAUGUCACAUCUUCGGUGGUUUACACUGGGACGGACCCGGGUUUCACGGCGCCAGCUGCAGUCUCAACCAUUCCACCAAGCGGCACCGCUCCUGGUACUGUCAUCGUGGCUCUCCCUGCUUCGUAUAUCACCUCAGAAGUCUUCUACAGCGGCACCGGAACACUCUUGAGUGCUUCACCGAUCUCGACGGUGCCACCAGACGGCACAAUUCCAGGUACAAUCAUUGUGGCCACACCAGCACCUCGUUACGUCACUUCGCAAGUCUUUUACAGCGGCACAGAGUCACUCGGUGAUCCAACGACUAUAUCAACUGUUUUACCCAGUGGAAGUGCUCCUGGAACUUAUAUUGUCGCAGCUCCGGCCUCGUAUGUCACCUCUGAAUUGGUACAACUCCAGGAACAGUCAUAA